UCAUUUGAGUAAACACAUGGAUCGUUCUCUUGUCGCAGAACUCUAUCUAAACUUUCGGCUUGAAAAUGGUCAAAAUAACAGUGGAUCUAAUCGAGCAGUGUGCUCAAUACACAAAUGCAGUGAAGGAAAGAGAGAUCGACUUAAGGGGAUACAAAAUAUCAGUUAUAGAAAAUAUGGGUGCCACCUUGGAUCAGUUUGACUGUAUAGAUUUCUCAGACAAUGAUAUCAGAAAAGUUGAAGGAUUCCCUCAUUUAAAAAGGCUGAAAACAAUUCUCUUCAAUAACAACAGAAUUUCACGAGUACAAGAAAAUCUAGAGGAAUCGCUUCCUAAUUUGGAAACACUUGUUCUCACAAAUAACAACAUUGCAGAACUGGCUGACCUGGAGCCGCUUGCUACAAUUAAAAAAUUAACAUACUUAAGCUUGAUGAGAAAUCCCGUGGCAAACAAACAAUCGUACAGACUAUUUGUGAUUCAUAAGGUCCCUCAAUUGCGAGUUCUUGACUUUGUGCGAGUCAGGCAAAAGGAGCGUGAAGCUGCAAAAAGGCUAUUCUCGAGUAAACGCGGCGAACAGAUGAAAAAAGACAUAGCAGCAAAAAGACCGAAAACAUUUGAGCCAAAGAUGCCAGAACCGGUCAAGAAAAACCCCGAACAAGAGAAAGAUAUUGCUGCAAUCAAGGAUGCAAUAGCAAAGGCGACGAGUCUCGAAGAAGUGCAGCGUCUUGAGCAAAUGCUGAAGAAAGGUCAGGUGCCGGGCAAACAAUCCAAUGCGGAGGAGGAGAACGGAAUCGAGGAAACCGAAGAAAUGGACGAAACAUGAUUCCCAAUCGAGAUUAAUAGCUAUUCCAUGCCUUUGGUAUAGAACCAAAGUCAUUUUGUACAGUGUUGGUUUUUGACAAAUAACACUUGUGUCAACGAGGGCAGUACCAGAGUAAAGAGUAGGUUUCUUACACAGCCGAGGCCAAAUGACGAUGAUUAACUGACUGUGUUUGGAAACUUAAAGGCAAAACUGAAUUCUUUGUAUGAUUUUAAGUACCUGUUUUUAAUCAAGUGCAAAGAUAGUAGCCUUUUAAUCGCAAAGUUUCCAUUGAAUUUUGGUUAAUUUUGUUUUUUUUC
Rhopilema esculentum is the source of this 1114-nucleotide messenger RNA. Its product is annotated as U2 small nuclear ribonucleoprotein A'. Gene Ontology annotation, biological process: mRNA splicing, via spliceosome. Gene Ontology annotation, molecular function: protein binding; U2 snRNA binding. Lineage: Eukaryota; Metazoa; Cnidaria; Scyphozoa; Rhizostomeae; Rhizostomatidae. Gene Ontology annotation, cellular component: U2 snRNP. The record is from RefSeq and is a predicted model, not a curated record.